GUGCGUGGAGCGCCCAGAGUCUGGGUCCGAGUGCGCGUGCAUGGUACGAGGUGCGUGCGUCAAGGCAGCGCGUGCGACGGUGCGGCCAGAAACAGGCGUUUCCAUUGGUGAAGAGGGGCACGGCGCGUGAAGUAAAAGCUCGUGGCCGAAGCUGCUGGACAUGAAAUUCGACAUGACGGAGGAACUAGAACGAGUUCUUUCUCAGCUCACCGAGCCCGACGGCGCCCGUAUCAAGCAGGCUACAGCGCAGCUCAAAGCGGCUUUUAAAGACCCGGCGGUGAUUCCUGCUCUGUGCGCCGUCAUGAGGGGCUCUCAGAAACCACAGGUGCGUCAGACUGCUGCAGUGAUGCUGAGGAUGAGGGUGAUGAAACGCUGGAAGAAGAUCAGUCUGGAGCACAGAGAGAGCCUGAAAGCUGUGGUUCUGGAAGCUUUUCGGCAGGAAUCGGAGCAUUUUGUGCGCCACUCACUGUCUCAGCUCAGUGCUGUGUUGGUAAAGCACGAAAGUCCGGAGCGCUGGCCUGCGCUGCUCACCGUCCUCAACCAGUCGACCAAGAGCCCGAACCCCCAGGACAGACAGGUUGGUUUGCUCCUGCUCAGUAAAGUGGUGGAAUCAAACCCAGAGGCCUUCAGGCCUCACUACCGGCAGCUGCUGCAGCUGUUUGAUACUGUGCUGCAAGAUGUGAAUAACCCCACAGCCAUGUAUUACUGCAUCCUCACCCUGACUACCUUGACUGCCUACGCUGGUGUUGCAGAGCAGAACCUAAUGAGGUCACUUCUCCCAAAGCUGACUAUUUCCAUCAAGCACCUCAUCAAGGUAGACCAGGAUCAGGCUGGUGAGGCAAUGGAAAUUUUGGAUGAGCUGAUGGAGAGUGAGGUGUCCCCCAUCAUUGUCCCCCACAUCUCUGAAAUUGUUCACUUCUGUCUAGAGAUAGGGGCAGACAAUUCCCUCAAUGACUCCAUAAGAGUGAAGGCUUUAUCCUGCAUCGCUUCUCUCAUCAGACUGAAAAACAAGGCUGUUUUAAAGCAGAAGCUGCUGAGCCCUAUCUUGCAGAUGGUGUUCCCUGUGCUGAGUGCAGCACCUCCUCCUGGCCAGGAGGACCUUGAGGACCAGGAGCAGGACAUGGAUAAUGAAGGAGAUGUCGAGAGCCCCAAGCACUUUGCUGCUCAGGUUAUAGACACACUGGCUCUGCACAUGCCCCCGGAAAAGCUCUUCCAACACAUUUUGCCCCAGGUGCAGGUGUGCCUUUCCAGUGAGAACCCUUACCAGAAGAAGGCAGGUGUAGUGUGUCUGGCCAUGCUGGCCGAGGGCUGCGCUGGCUACAUCCGCAGGAAGAUGCUGCCGUUCAUGUUGCGUACGGUGUGUCACAGCCUGUCAGACACCAGUCAGGUUGUUCGCAGUGCUGGUUUGCUCGCUUUGGGCCAGUUCUCUGAGCACUUGCAGCCGGAUGUUAGCAACUACUGCGCAGAUGUGAUGCCACUGUUGCUGAGAUACCUGGCGGGACUGAACCAGACCAUGACUGUGCAUGUGUCCAAGGCCUUCUAUGCACUGGAGAACUUCAUGGAAAAUCUUGGUGCAGAAAUUGAGCCCUAUUUACCCACUCUCAUGGAGACCAUGCUGGGUACACUGAGUAACGCUGAGAACCUAAGGAUCAAAGAGCUUGUUGUCAGUGCUAUUGGAGCCAUUGCCAGUGCAGCGAAGAAGCUGCUGGUGCCUUACUUCCCAGCUGUGAUUGAGAACUUGAAGGGCUUUCUAUUGGACAUACGGGAUGAAGUGAGGUGUCUGCAGACGCAAUCUCUAGACACCCUGUCAGUGCUGGCCCGCAAUGUGGGCAAGGAAACAUUCAGCCCUUUGGCAGCAGAAUGUGUGCAUCUGGGCCUCAACCUCACCAAUAGUGUGGAUGACCCUGACCUGCGCCGCUCCACGUACUCCCUGUUCUCUGCUGUAUCCACAGUCAGCCCAGAAUGUCUAAACCCUCAUCUUGGCUCCAUCACCACAGCCAUAAUGCUGACCAUGAAGUCUACAGAAGGAGUCACGGCGCACUUGGAGGAAGAAAAACAGUUUGUACUCCUUGAUGAUGAAGAGGAUGAUGAUUUAAAUCUAGAGGAGGAAGAGGACAUAGAGGGAAAUGACAGAGACGUGUCUGAAUUCAGUGUAGAGAACGCCUACGUUGACGAGAAGGAAAGUGCAUGUGAAGCUUUAGGAGAAAUUGCCUUCAAUACUGGUGCUGCCUUCCUACCCUUUAUGGAGUCAGGUUUCCAGGAGGUGUUUGCAUUACAUGAUUUUCCCCAUGAGGAUGUGCGCAGGGCUUCCUUUACUGUUAUGGGUCAGUUCUGUAGAACUUGGCAUAAAAUCUGGAAGGAAAACCCCACUCAAGAAAACCAUCAAGUGCUGCAGAACACUUUGUCUGUAGUGCUUCCUAGCUUGCUGGAAGCUGUGAGGAAGGACCGUGACCAUAACGUGGUCAUCGCUGCACUUGAGUCCAUGAAUGGUGUCCUAAAGGCCUGUCAGGAGGAGGCAUUACAGUCAGAGGCCAUGUUGGCAGAAAUCAGCCAUGUCAUUCGCGAUGUUUUCAAGAGUAAGACAGCUUGUCAAGAUGUUAGUGAAGAUGAAGCAGAUGAUUGUCAGGCGGAGUACGAAGCCAUUCUGCAGGAGUUUGCGGGGGAGGGAAUCCCGCUGUUGGCUUCUGCUGUCCCAGCCGACACUUUCUACCCAUACCUGAAUGAACUGCUGCCCUUCAUUAUGAAUAAGACUAAAUCCUCUUGCACUGUGGCUCAGCGCUCCUUCUCCCUGGGCAUGCUGGCAGAGAUCGCACACUCACUGGGUCUUGUGUCUGGGGGGAGGGCGGUUGCUGGACGCCUGUCCAGUCGACUGCUGCCAGUGAUGGUGAGUGGGGUGCGGGACAGAGACCCAGAGGUGCGCAAUAACAGCGUGUUUGGCUUGGGGGCACUGGCCCAGGCCGCUGGACCUCUUCUAACAGAAAGUUAUCCUAUGUUGCUCUCCCUGUUCUCCUCCCUCCUGGUGAAAGAGUCUGACAGGAGAGUCAUUGACAACAUCUGUGGAGCCCUGUGUAGAAUGAUCACUAGCAAUGCACAGUGUGUCCCAUUGGAUCAGGUGUUUCCUGCCCUCCUGUCGCACCUCCCGCUUAAAAAGGACCUCGAGGAAAACAAAACUGUGUUUGGUUGUCUGGCCUUCCUGUACAACCAUAACCCAUCACUGAUUGUGAAUCACCUAAAAGCUAUUCUCUCUACUGCCAGCCUUGUUAUCAGGACAGAAGACCUUGACGCAGAUACCCGGAAUACUUUCCUCCUGUUGCUGAGAGACGUGGCUCAGCAUCACCCUCAGGAGUUCCAAGGGGCGGUGUUGUCUCUUCCGCCAAAACAAAAGGCCACACUCACAGCGGCUGUCGCGCACUUGUAGCCCCGACCUGCACGUGUGCGCUGUCAGGAACACCAGUGGGUUUUACACGAUGCCAGUGACUGGGGUAUACACACCUAUACUACAUGCCCUGACAGAAUACUUUCUUUGCAUAAUGUAUUUGGAGUAUUUAAUAAAAUCAAGCUGCUCAUUCAGUUUUUAUUCUCAUCUGCACUUGUUCAUUUCCAUUUGUGAGAGAAGUUACUUGUUCUGGAGUUACUGCAUGAAGAGGCUGUUUCAGUUGUACCCCCCAUAGUGCAGUGCUUCGAUUAAUCUCCCUUGAUCUCUUUAUUGACU
Molecule: messenger RNA, 3712 nt
Organism: Scleropages formosus (Asian bonytongue)
Lineage: Eukaryota; Metazoa; Chordata; Actinopteri; Osteoglossiformes; Osteoglossidae
Product: importin-4
Exons: 29
Coding region: 161-3418 (1085 amino acids)
Biological process (GO): protein import into nucleus
Molecular function (GO): small GTPase binding
Source: RefSeq, a predicted model, not a curated record